This is a messenger RNA of Staurois parvus, 282 nucleotides long. NCBI's taxonomy places the organism in Eukaryota, Metazoa, Chordata, Amphibia, Anura, Ranidae. The record is from the annotation of a GenBank genome assembly.
GUCCCACCACUAUUGGCGAGUCCAUUCCUGACAUCUAUACUGCACUUAGAGGCGUUUCUUCUCUUCUUCAUUUCUCAACCAGGGUGCCUAGGCACCCUGGGGUGCCUUGAGGUUUCUUCAGGGGUGCCUUGGCAAAAUGUCUAAAAAUUGCCCAAUACUUGUAUAUAAGCCAGUGGGUGGAACAAGUCUGCCUUAAGUUAUACAUAGCCACAGGUUUUCAUUGUGCACCAUUAUGACCUUCUAGCCGCCGGCGUCCUGACAACCAAUGAUAUCAUUAGUUUA